Molecule: messenger RNA, 2685 nt
Organism: Equus caballus (horse)
Lineage: Eukaryota; Metazoa; Chordata; Mammalia; Perissodactyla; Equidae
Product: TATA box-binding protein-associated factor RNA polymerase I subunit A
Biological process (GO): transcription by RNA polymerase I
Cellular component (GO): RNA polymerase I transcription regulator complex
Source: RefSeq, a predicted model, not a curated record
UAUCAGAGGUCAAGGUUAUUGAAGUGGCUGGGAUUUUGUAGGUUAGAAUAACUGAGCUGAUGGUGUGUGUGUGUGUGCAUGUGUGUGUGUGUGUACUGGGGGGACGGUAAUACUAGAAGCCUAUGUGGGAAUUCACUGAGGAUACAAAUGUGCCAGGUGAGACUCCACAGGCUUAGCCAAGUUUGUCUGCUGCAGAGGGAAGGCUGAAGAGUGAUGCUAAAGAUCAUGCAGUGCCGGGAGACAUUGGGCUUCCAGCCCAGCCAGAGAGCAGCAACUUCACUGACACGUUGGGCACUUGACUGAGAAUCCAGAAUCAAGCCAUAAGAGAAAGAACCAUGCAAAAGAUUUGGGAUAGGUAUGAGUGAUUUCAGUGAAGAAUUGAUAAAGUCCACAACAGAGGAUGACCAGGGGGAAAGGUGUGAGCUCUCUGGAACAGGAAUGCAUUUUCCUUGGCUCCAAAAGCAUAUAGAAACUGUGGCGACUGGAGGGAAAAAGGAGAAGGAUUUUGCGCAGACGACAAGUGCUUGUUUAAGUUUUAUCCAGGAAGCUCUGGCUGAAGCACCAGUGGCAGCAGGCUGCGGAAUACAUGCACAGCUAUUUGCAGGUCUUGGAAGAUUCGGACAGCUGCAAGAGGCAGGCCGCCCCGGAGAUUAUUUGGAAGCUUGGGAGUGAAAUUCUGUAUUAUCACCCUAAAAGCAACGUGGAGGCGUUCAAUACCUUUGCUGACCGGAUGAAAAAUAUUGGCGUCAUGAAUUACUUAAAGAUCUCCUUACAACAUGCGCUGUACCUUCUGCAUCACGGAAUGCUUGAGGAUGCGAACAGAAAUCUCAGCCAGGCAGAGACGUGGAGAUACGGUGAAAAGUCAUCUUCGCAGGAAGUCUUAAUCAAUCUUAUUCAGGCCUAUAACGGGCUUUUGCAGUAUUAUGCUUGGUCUAAAAAGAAGAUGGAAUUGUCCCAGCUCGGUGAGUGGAUGUGAGUGGACUUUGUCUGGUGGUGAUGAGACUGACUCAGAGGGACAGAAGGCUGAAGGGCUCGUCUGAUUCCCCGGCUUCCCGGCCUGGCUUCAUCCAUGUGGUACGGAGAACAGACAUUUCUGUUGAUGGAAGAUUCUUGAUCAUCCUUUAUAAUAUUUCUGAUACAUCAAAAGGCUUUUCAGACAUAAAUUAGAUAUUCAUAAAUUAAGUUCAUGACCAUUUUAGAUUUGUUACUUUUUAAAAUAUGAUUUCCGAGAAUGGUUACACAUUUUCUUUGGUAGGCAUUAUUACAUAUGAUAAACAUGUCUUGCUUUGUGUUUAGAAUGGAGUUCAGUUUGCUUUGUAGGGUGGUUUCUCAGAAUAGUAAUAUGUUUAAAGAACAGGGCAAGAUAAAGUUGUUUUAUUUCUGUCCAAAGGUCAUAACAAUUCUCUCGAUUUACUGACCACACCAAAAAUUGACCAUGUGUCCUGACUUCUCAAACUGAUUCCCUUUCCCUUCCUUUCAGUGGUGAUGUCCUCCUCUCCCCCUCUUGUUCUGAGAAGGAUUUAAUCCACUUUAUUUAGAAACAUAGGAUAAAACAAGUCAUUUUAACUGAGAAAAGCAGACAAAAGAAUGUAAAAGGAAGGUGAUACCAAAAAAGAAGGUAGAACACUAAAUAGAUACCAUGAAAUCCUGUUCACCUUCUUGGGAUGAGCUACAAAUUUAGACUGAAAACCAAAAGGAAAACUAUCUACUGUAUGAUGGGGGAAGCACAGCUGUCCUAGUAGGGAGACUAGAAUUAAAUAAAAUUCACUAUAGAGACAUUCUCAAGGUGGCUCAUAGAGAAGGCACCAUAAAAAGUUUCAAUAGCAUUACAGUAACUUAGGUACUUUGUUCAUUCAACAAUAUUUUUAAAGUACAUCCUAUGUGCCAGACACUGUUAUUAGUGCUAGAAAUAUGUAGUGAACAGAAAUAAGGUCCCUAAUUUCAUGAAGCUUACAUGGGGUCAGAUAGAAAAUAGACAAUAAUUUAAUAAAAUAAUACAUUUUAUGAAAACAAUGAAAGCGAUGGAAUCAGAGAAGGGGAACUUAAGAUAUGGUAGUCAAAGAAGGCCUCUUUGAAAAGUCGUUUGGACUGAGACCAGUCCAAUGAGAAGGAGCCAACUGUUCAAAGAUCUGAUGUUUCAUCUCUGGAGGGAAAAAUGAUUUGCUUAUUUCUCAAAGAAAAAUUUUGUCUGUCUACUUUGGAGAAUAUUUCCGAUGCAUAUCUCUAAUACAGCCCAGUCCACUAAUGUCACGGGACUGUAAGCUCUCCAGUGACAAGCACUAUGUAGUAUUCAUCUUCGGGUUUCCAACACCAUGCACUGUGCUUGGCUUACAGAGGAUCUCAAUAAAUGUUGAAUUGAACAAACGAAUGAAUGAAUGAAUGGAAAUCUGUAAUACACUAUGCUUGCUUAAUAGCCCAUUUAAUAACUCAUGUGGGGACUUAAAAACUAAAGACAUGAAUUACGUAUACAUAAAGUGUAUGUAGGAAUCUGUAAAAACUGGAGGAGGAAUAAUUAAGUUCCUUAUCUAACAAGAUUCUUGAUGCUCUAGUUAGAAAUUGAUUCUUUGUAAUUAAAUUUAUAUAUUACUAUCAUUAGUCCCCUUAUUUCAAUACCUGAAUUAUUUCUUUCUUUCUUUAUUUUGGUGAGGAAGAUUGGCCCUGAGCUAACAUCUGUUGCCAGUAUUC